This is a messenger RNA of Rasamsonia emersonii CBS 393.64, 3339 nucleotides long. Its product is annotated as C6 transcription factor. Bases 1 to 3339 code for a protein of 1112 amino acids. Gene Ontology annotation, molecular function: DNA binding; DNA-binding transcription factor activity, RNA polymerase II-specific; zinc ion binding. Gene Ontology annotation, biological process: regulation of DNA-templated transcription; DNA-templated transcription. The record is from RefSeq and is a predicted model, not a curated record. The transcript is spliced from 10 exons. NCBI's taxonomy places the organism in Eukaryota, Fungi, Ascomycota, Eurotiomycetes, Eurotiales, Trichocomaceae.
AUGAUGCGUAACUCGACAGACAACCCAACUGGAUACGCCGAGCGAGGGACCAAUGCGUCGUUACUAGGCGAUUCAGCAUCCCGCGCGCCUCAGGCCGGCACGACUCCGAAGGCGCCCGCGACCCGGCCGGGCGGAUUGGGAGGAGGGCGUCAGAUCACUCGCAACCGUGCGAGCUACAGCUGCCACACGUGUCGGAGGAGGAAGGUCCAUCCGGUGUGCGGGAAUUGCCUCAAGAAUGGCACCGAGUGCGUCUACGAUACCACUGUGCCCAAGAAGGGUACGGGAGCGGACAAUCGCGGAGAGGACUAUCAUGGAGUGAAGCGGAGGAGAGAGAUGUCCAGACCCCUGGAUGGUGAUACCGAUGAGUCGCAAUCGUUCUUGGGCGGAUGGAGGGACGCGCGUGGAAAUCUGCCGGAGCCGAGAGGCAGUUCGCAGGCGAUCGAGGCGCGACUGGACAAGCUCACGUCGUUGCUCGAACAAUUGAGCAAGGCCGAUCGCUCCCUGUCAGUGGAGGAGAUGAGCCGACAGCUAUUGAUGAUGAACCAAAAUGGCGACUGGCGGUCCGUCCCAAAGUCGGCGGGAAAUGGGGAUACUGCGAAGCCUGCAUCCGGGUCUCGCCCAGCCAGUCCGCGACGCAAUGCCGACUCCAGUGGCGAUGAGUUUCCUAUCCCCUCUGGGAAGGCGACGGAUCCUGUUGAUCCGGUGGGAAGUCUUAAUCUCGGUCAUCUGAGCCUGGAAGAUGGAGGCAAGUCCAGAUAUGUUGGAACUACAUAUUGGGCAUACAUAUCGCACGAGGACGCUAUCAAUGAGCUCAACCAGCUCCUACGGGACCAGAAUCGAUCGCAUGACCCCUCUCCUCCUGAUGAAAGCUCUACUGAAGAGGCUAUGGCGGACCAAGGGGUAAAAUCCCCUGCAAGGACGUCUUCCUAUUCUACGGGGGGUGGCAGCCAACGACACCGCAUGUCGAGUCAGGGCGAUCAUUUCCACAAAGCCAUUCUUUUCCCUACUGGAGAUUCUCCCUCCACACAUGACAGAGCAGUUGAGCCCGAAAUGCUCGAGAAUGUGCCCACGAAACGCCAGAGCGACAUUCUGUACAAAGGCUUCAUGUCUGGUGUCCAUGCCAUUAGUCCUGUGCUGCAUCCUCCCACUGUCCUGAAGAUGUACAACGCCUUCUGGGAUUGGUACGAUCAUAGCAGCUACUCAGGGGAGCAGUGUCCUGAUCCGUCGUUCAUCCCGUUGCUCUAUGCCAUCUGGUAUGGCGGCUCAGUCACCAUCUCUAUCCGCACGAUCAAGGCCGAAUUCAACGUUUCUUCUCGCUCCGUGCUAUCGGACAUGUUCAAUGAUCAGGUAACCCGGUGGCUCACCAAGAUCUCCUUUCCUCGCAGUCCUACCCUUCACGGGCUGGCCGCGUUCCUUAUCGUCCAGACGAUCUUGUCCAAAGAGGAGGAACCUCUGACUAGCAGUCUCUUCAUCAGCCUCGCGCUGAGAGUGGCACAGACGAUGGGUCUCCAUCGGGACCCUGCUCAAUUUGGCAUCCAACCGUGCGAGGCCGAGUCGCGACGGCGGGUCUGGUGGCACAUCGUCCACAUGGAUGGUGUGGUUGCCAUGUCCAGCGGCCUGCCACCGUUGGUCAGCGACGAGAACUAUUGGGAUGUCCGCGAGACCAGCGAGGUCAAGGACACGCUGUUGGGGACACCGCAGGCGGAGCACUAUACACGGUUGGUUGCUGCCAACUUGCGACCGCCAGAUAAUCCCGACGAUCCAACCAUCUGUGGUGGCCCGUCCAUGGUGAAUGUCUUCUACCUCUGCGCGAGAGGGAAGUACAUUAUGGCGCGUGCUAUCCGCAGGAUCUUGAAGAUCCAACUGGGGACAAGGCCGAUCACGGGGCGAGAUAUGGAAGAGUUGAGAUCUAUCUUGGUGGAUCUCCAAUACAAGCUAAAUUCCAUUGUCAAUCGAAUACCGCUGGCGCAACACCCCGGGACUCCUGGGCGAGAUGGCAGCUCUGCAUCGGACCGGUCCCAGUCCUUCUCUCAUUCUCCAGCAAACUCCCGUUCGAACGAGGGCUUGCUCCCUGGUGACGGGCCGUCUGGCUGUGCAGAGCAAUACCACACCCCAGUCUUGGUGGCGUUUCACAAGUGGGCCAGGAUCCUCCUGUCCUUAUUUAUUGAUAAGGCAUUUUGUGUUGCCUAUCAGCCUUUCUUGAAGAACGCCAAAAGCCGGAUAUGGCCUGCGGCGAGACAAGGAGCACUGCGGCAUUGCCAUGGUUUCAUGGAGAAGUUCAUCGCGCUUGCUACUGAUCCUGACUUUCAGCCCUUCCAAUGGAGUUGGCCUGGCAAUCAUCAGCCCAUGCAUGCUACCAUGAUUAUGCUUAUCGAUCUCUACGAGCGACCCAACAGUCCGCAGGCGUCCCGAUCGAGAGCGUUCAUAGACAAGAUCUUUUCCUUAUCCGGACCAGAUGGGGGUGUGGUUGGCGGUGAAGAUGGGAUCACGACGGCACGGCCCCUUAAGGACGGAGGCCGGGAGGCAUGGGACUUGAUGCGUCGACUGCGCGAGAAAGCGUGGCGGAAAGCCGGCCUUGAUCCCUCGCAAUUCUGGACGGAGCAAGCGCAGAUCCAGGCAGGCGUGGUGCCGACUCCUGAAAAGCAUUCUGGUCCCAACUCACCGACGUCGUUUGGCAAUCGGUCAUAUUCGACCAGCACACACCGUCCGGGUAAACCCGAUCCGCAACUCGUCGAGUUCUCCAGCAGAUUCUUCGACAUGACGCGGGCGCAGACCCUGCCCAACCCGGUCGUGUCGGCGCUGCGACAGGAGUCUCCACGAUAUUCGGUCUCACUUCCUCCUCCGAUGCCUGCUUCGACCGCGUCUAGCAGCCAGCCUGCUGCUGCCGCCCAGACGACUUCUUCUUCUCCCCAGCUUCCACCGAUGACGCACCCGAUGCUCAACCAGGGUCUAGACGCGACUCUGGCCAGUCUGGCCUCGUCUGAGUCAUUCAGCGCGCCUAAUUCCCAGCCUGCUCCCCUUAUGAGCAUGUCCCCAUCUACAUCAACCUUCGCAUUCAGCAACACCACCACCAACACCAAUAACAACCCCAACAACAACUCCUCCACGACUGCUCCCCCCGACACGGACCCAACGACGACAACGACAACGACAACGACGAGCAUGACCAGCGCCGCACCAACGCCUCCGUCAAUGAUGGACCCCAACCUCACCUUCGACUGGGACCAGUGGGACGCGGUGUUCGGGCAGCAGUUGCCUGUGGCCGACGAGCUGAUGGAGCUGGAUCCAGUUGCUGGACUGGGCUUGCCAGAUCUGGGAAUGGGGUUAGGGUUGGGGUGA